CAGACUGGUCUGUCACUGUUUUUUGUUGUAACUUGUAAUCUCAGGUUGUAAUCGGGCGAUAGUUGAAUCGUUGAGUAUAGAGUAAAGCAUAACACGAUAAUUUCCACAGUUCAAUUUUUGUCUUAAACGUAUGAACAUCAUACGUUUCGGGCAUCAAAAUUACCCGUUAGUUAGUAGACUUAUUUAUGAAAGAACAUUAGUUUUAAGUGGACUACGUCAGUCGUUAUCAGUGUUUAUAGCACACACGUCUUCCAAAUAAGUGUAAAAUAUAUUAAUAUUUUAAAAUGGUUGAGGCUAGUAAACUUUGGUUCGAAGCUGCGUGCAGUACCUGUAGGUGCCAUGAACUUAUACACCCGUGGACGUAUCGAUGUUCAGAUGCUACGAGAACAAUGUUGAUAAGUUGUAUAAAAGGGAGCUAUAAAUUUUAUGCCAUGGUCUAUCUCAUCCAAAUAUUAAUGAGAGGUAAAAAACUUGGGAAGAAGGAAAUGUUAGAACAAUUCAAAUUAUAUUUAAAAUCGGGAGUGUUCGGGCUGACUGUUGGCAGUUCCUUUGUCACAUUGAACUGCAUAUUCAGACGGCUGUUCUUCAGCGAAUUUUCAUAUUAUAGCACAGUGCUGUUGCCAUGCACAGUAAGUGGACUAGCAGUGUACUGCGAGCCACCAUACAGAAGAGUUAUGGUGCUCAAUUUGUUUGUGAAUCUGGUGUUCGAGUACUGGGUACGGACAUUAGAAAUGAAGGGUUGGCUGCGGCGGUCUCCAGGCAAAGAGACUUUAGUCUUUAUGCUCGGUAGCGCUCUCUUCUUCUAUCUUAUGCGGUUAGAUAGAGACAACGACAAACGGACGCCUUUGUUCUGGUUUUUCACACCGCCACGUGUAUCGAAAGAAACUGGCGAGCCUGUGACAGGAAUACAUGGCAGGAGUCCGGCGUGCCCACACAAAGAACCCUGCAUCAAUUAUAUUUUAAAGGGCACAGCACAACUGUUCGGUGUUGGAUGCGCAAUGACUAUGCUGAGGACGCUUAUCCCCAAAAUAUUGACACCCGUGAAAGCAUUCAAAUCUUUGAAGAUGUCACAUAUGAAGCUUGGACUGUUCUUCGGAGGAUACAUCGGUAUUUAUAGGCUAGUAGUGUGCUUACUAUGUCGAGCGCACGGCAAGGACAGCGCUAUGUACGCGAUACCGGCUGGCUUCCUAUCAGGACUUGCCUUCAGAGCCUCACCGUCCACCCCUAUCUCGUUAGCGCCUGUCACUUCUUCCUUACAAAUUCUUGGCUCAUGGGGCUACCAGAAAGGCUUGAUUCCUGAGAAAUGGCCGCUCGUUGAGAUCUUAUACUGUCUCUGCCAAGGUCUACUGUUCCACGCGCGAGUCAUGCACGAGGACGUCUGUCCGAGAUACAUCAUCAACUUGAUGCAUACUGUUACUAGUUCCAAGGCCGACGAAAUUCAGUCAGCAUUUAUACAGAAAAUGUUAAAGUACGCUUCAGGUUAGACUUUUAGACAAAUUUAUUUGUGUAUUUAUAAUUUAUGAGACAUUUUAUGAGAUGGGAAUACUCGACGAAAGAAGAGAAAUGAAGUUAAACUUUUUGUGAUUUGUAAGUACAGUAAUUGGGAGUACACAUAAAUGUAAGUGUUAUGACAAAUAGGACAAAUAGCUACCUGUGAUAGUGUAUGUGGGUAACUUGCGCAAAUUAAGAGUUGAUGCGCAACCAUUGCGCUAACUUUUGCGCAAAGACAAACUGCAAGAAACUCGAAUGUAUGAUAAUUAUUAAUAGUAAAAGCAUGUAUGUUGUUAUUAAGUGAAAUAGGAGACAUGUAUUUUUGCACCUUAACAUUCUCAGAUUAAAGUUUAUUAUUCAUUUCGUCCAGUAUUCUCGUCUACAUUUGAUUUAGGUGCAAGUCUGUGAUUUAUGUUAAAGCGGAUGUUUUGCGGUACAGGGUUUUAUUUUAAAUGGGUAUCGUUAAAGGGUUGGUGUUUACGUUAAAUACUUUGUAUUUGUAACGCAAAAUAAGGAGGCAAACAAUAAAUGGAAUUAUGAAAACAUAAUUUCUACUUUUUAACUGCUCGAAUAUCAUACUUAAUUCAAUUAGCUUAAGAUAGAAAUUGCUAUACCAAUGACAAUUAAAAUAACAAAAUCACAUAAUUUUGCCUGUUUACCAUAAUUAUUUAACUGACAACCGAAUAUUUCACCUGAAUCUCUGCUUUUCAGCAUUAUGUGCAAGAUUACUUUCGUUAUUUUGCCUCUUUAUUUUGUGAAAUCAAUAUUUAUUUCACAAAAUGACAAAUCAACUGUAUCCAAUAAAAGUUGACCUUUCGCGGCAUUGGUUUUAUUACCAAACGUAAGAUUAGGUUAUAUUUGUAAUCUGCGUCAUAAAUUAUGUUUUAAGAACAGUGUGUUCUUGGAUUAGAAUAAAGUAACUGAUUUGUAAGCUUCUCUUGUUGAGGUUAUACUGUGCUCUAGAGACUGACUGUAUCUCUAGAAUAAGAAAGGCUAUGAAAGAUGAAAGAAAACAACAACUUAUGCACAAUAAAAUUAGCAUUUUGUGCAUUUAAAAUAUUUAUCAGAAAUUACGUCACAAAUGUACAAUGAAAUUUACAGUUGCGUGCAAAAAGAUUUUAUAAUAGAGAUUAUAAUCUUUUUAUAUUGGAGUGAGACGAGCGCUCAAGCGCAAGUUAGCGCGAGGCAAUGUAAAUGAAGCUAACCAAUCAGAGCGCAGAACAUCAUAAACGUGUCCUUCGAGCAAACGUUAACUUGUAAAAGUGCCGUUUUAUGGCUUAUUUGCAAAAAUAAAUUCAUUGUUUCAAACAAAACAAAUAAAAUAAUGGCGCACCUACAUUGGCAUAGUGGUGAUGGUAUUAAUUCCCCCAUAAUAGUAAGUUUAUUUAAAAAUAGUAUGGAUUCAUUUAAUAAAAUAAUGACCAUUAACAUCGUCAGCCUUUGAGUGUCUACUGCAAAGGCCUCUUCUCACGCAGAAAAGGUAAGGGCAUUAAUCACUACGUUUGCUCCAGACGGAUUGACUGGUUUCUUUACAAUGUUUUCCUUGGUCGUUUGUCAAUACCAUUGUGUCUAAAUAAUAUUUUUUGCACGCCACUCUUAACUAAAUAUGUUGUAAGUUAUUUGUAUGAAGUUAUAAUGGAGAUGUCAAGGAAAUAUUCAAAUUAAUACUACGCAUUAUUAUUUCACUUAUUUAAGUCGUAAGUAGAAAAUAUGAAAAGUCUUUAUGCUGAUAUUUAAAAAAAAUCACUUUCUUUAAAUAAAUUUGAAUAUAGAUAAAAGUUUAUCAGGUACUUGUAAGAAGGCGAUGAAACGGGCCCUAGCUGUUUUUGGAAUAUCACAAAUGUUUAAGUAUGCUUCUAUAAGUUAGGUUAGUACUUUUUCAAGGUGAGAAAAUAGCAUUAAAAUAAUUGAAAUCCAAUAUAAAAGAAACAUACUUAUAAAAUACAUUAGUACCUAUCGGUUGACAGUUAAUCAAUAUCAAAAAUAUUUUAAAGGGACAAUUGACUCAUAGAAGUUGACGUCUUUAUUUAAUUUUAUUGAUUAAAAUUUAUGUUUUUUAUCAAUAUUAUUUCUUGACCAUUAUGAUAACGGUUCGUAACGCAAGGAAAUGAGUUUUGAAAACAAUCUUGAUUAUGAACUUGUCAAUGUAAUAUACAAAUAAGCAAUAACAAUGUACAUCGCUUAGGCCUUAUUUACGUUUAAGCGGCGCGUUGUGCGGUGCGAUGUGCGGUUCGUCAUACAUUGCUCGUGAUGUUCAUAUGUUUGUGUUUGCACGGCCGUUGACACGACUUGAUGCUGUAAUGUACGACAAAUGAAAUACGCGCCGCGCAAUUCGCCGCUUAAACUUAAACGAGACCUUAGAGUGCAGUGAUCUGUGGUAAGCCGCUGGAUGUAAGUCGCUUCCAAUUGGCCGAUCUGGAAAUUAUCUCAGAUGGGGCUUAUAAGAACGUAGUGUGGCUGGUAUGUUUGAAAAAAGGGAAAUUAAAUCAGUGUUAUACAUACUAUAAAAUAUCCGAUCAGCCAGGACUAGAAGCUAAAUUGGACUAUAACCUAAGUAAAUUAAGGAAUUUAGUCGCGUAGCAAAUGAAUAGUGCUUAUAAAUCAGUGCCUGGGUGAUGAUAUAAUGAAAAUCACUUUUAGGUAAAUGUUAACUAACAACGAACCUUAGAGAGAGUAAGGGUUAUUUAAAUUUUACUUGUGUGAAUUAUAUUUGUGUAGAAAUAUGAAGGUCAAGUGUUAAUAUGGGAAAUAUCAUUAACUUAUUAUUAUUUUAAAAUGAAACAAAUGAACUAUGUAAUUAAAUAUGUUUGGGAAAGCGACCUGAAACAAUACUUGAGUUGUGUUUCACCGUGAUAUUAUCGGAAGCCCAAUCCCCACCCCGUCAUCCUCAAUCCCCAAAUUCCGGCAACGUACUUGCAAGUCCUCUAGUACUCAUUCAAACUGAAACUCGCGAAGCUCAGACUUAUGAUACUGCUUAAGUAGUGCUUAGCCUUCACCGCUCUUCAUCCGCACCAAAAGUGCAGUCACGUAGCAUUUUCUCGUGUAGCUUUUCGCCUAGGGUGAGGCGAAAGGGAAUGUCAAACUCUUACGGUCUAAAAACCACCUUCAUCUUUCUCCUGCUCCAGGACGGGGUCGCAGUAUCCGUAUUGCGCUUGACCCCAGAUUUAGGGGUUAAGCGCAAUACAUCAUGUACCUAUAGAACAUUUUUGUGCGACUACAAAUAUUAUUUACACAAGUAACAAUGGUAUUUUAUUAGGCACAAAUUAUAAUAGUUACCUGUAGAGUUCUUUAUAAACAACAUGUUUGUAAUAUCAAUUUAUUUAUUACGUUAGCUUUAUAAAAUUUUAUUUGUUUGGGUGAGGAAAAGUUAUAAUUAAAAAGUAAAUACUGGUAAACACCAAUUAAUUGACAUAAUAUAUAGACUCAAUAUGCCGCAAAAGUGUGCUAGGAGUGGUAUUAAAAUGAAUAAGUAAAUAAAGUCAUUUUGGAUAAAAUUGAACUAACACAGAGUGACGCCGGAUCAUAAUUUUAAAUAACUAAUUAAUGCCUGCAUCUUAGCGAUACAAGUAAAAAGUAUUUUUAUUCGAGUAAAUUUUAAAAACAUAGUGUUUUCUCAAGAUCCAAUGUUACACCAGUAGGUGUUACAGAAAUAUUGGACCGAAACGGUGAUAUUAUAGAACAGACUAAAAUUCAUUUAUCCAACUUCUUUAGUUCAAUUUUACCCAAAAUGACUCAAAAGCCGUUGUCUUAUUUAUAAUUACCAAAUCGCAUUUAAAAAUAUUAAAAAGGUGACAGUUAGGUUAGUGUUGCCAUAGUGAUAAAAAUUACAAAUUAUCCAAUUAUUAUUAUUAUAAUUUGGACACAUUUCCUUUGUGCACGAAUAUUUAUUUAAAUUAUCACAUAUUGUAGGUGAUUUAAUUUGUAAGAUUUUUAUGGCAAUGUAUUUAAUGAUAUUGAGGAAAGAUAUUUUGAAUUAGGCUUAUACUAAUUUACUUGCAUCACAAUACUUAGUAAAACAUAAUAGAAUACUCCUAAUUGCUUCUCAAAACGAACCGAAGCUUAAAAAUUUUGUUUUCACCGUACUUUAAGUAUGGCUACUAUACCACGCCUGUUAUAAAAUAUGUACAAUUUACAGCACCUUCCAAUAUCAUUGAUAUGUUCGACAUUAUUGUUAUAUUUUUGUAAUAAAUGAUUUUAUAUUAAAA
Spodoptera exigua (beet armyworm) is the source of this 5696-nucleotide messenger RNA. The record is from the annotation of a GenBank genome assembly. NCBI's taxonomy places the organism in Eukaryota, Metazoa, Arthropoda, Insecta, Lepidoptera, Noctuidae.